AUGACCAGUAAGAAACAUUUUACCGAAAUCGAUAAGAAUACAUUCGUGGCAAUAUUAAAAAAGUUUUCGCACAUAGUAGAAAAUAAGAAAAGUGACAGUUCUACUCUGAAGAACAAAGAAGAUGCGUGGCAGAAAAUCACACAGCAGUAUAAUAUGUCGGCUGUGAUUUCAUGCAAGAGAAAUACUGCACAGCUUAAAAAGAUGUGGAGUAAUAUGACGGCUGCGCAACGAACCGCGAUCAUGAGGGAAAGGCAAUCCCGAUUGGCAACAGGGGGAGGACCGGCAGAACCGGCAGCCAAAAUCAACCCAGAAAUAGCGGAGAUCGUGCCAUCGUUAAUGCAGAAUGCGCCAAGUAUAUUAUCCUCCAAUUACACAGAGGAAGAGUUGGCGAACAGACGCGAAGCUAUAUUUCAUGGGGUAUACAUUUUGGACGAUGUUGAAGUGGAUGAUAAUCCAAUUUGUAUAAACACCAGUCAGGAAAGUACAAACAUUACACCGGAAGGUAAUGAUGAGGGCCGUGAAGAAGAAAACUGCAAUCGGUCCCUACAAUUUAAAAACUUAGAAAUUGAUCAAAUCGUGGACAGCGCGCUGCAGCGAAAACCGCAGAAAGCAGCCACUUCCACCGCUCCAAAGAUGGAUUAUGAUGAGAGGAGGUUGAAAUUCGAGCGAAUAAGACGGACAAUGAAAAGCGAAGAAUUGGCCGACCUAAAACUGCGGCACGAGGAACGGAAAAACCAAUUGGAAAUUGAAUUAAUGCGAUUAUUACAUUUCUGCAGCCCUGCUUCCGUAGUGUCUACGGAAUUCUUCCUCGUCAAAACAAUCAAACGGAUUACUCCCGUCUCGAAUGUAUCGCAUUGAUAUUUCUGGAUGUUCAUUCUGGAUGUCCUCAAUGUCUUCAAUGUCCUCGAUAUCCUCGAAGUCCAUUUUGUACUUAAUCAAAAUAAAUUGUUGAAUACACCACAA
Molecule: messenger RNA, 963 nt
Organism: Osmia bicornis bicornis
Lineage: Eukaryota; Metazoa; Arthropoda; Insecta; Hymenoptera; Megachilidae
Product: myb/SANT-like DNA-binding domain-containing protein 3
Exons: 2
Coding region: 1-858 (285 amino acids)
Source: RefSeq, a predicted model, not a curated record